Messenger RNA from Asterias rubens (European starfish), 1715 nucleotides. Its product is annotated as MAM and LDL-receptor class A domain-containing protein 1-like. Gene Ontology annotation, biological process: nervous system development. The record is from RefSeq and is a predicted model, not a curated record. Bases 629 to 1693 code for a protein of 354 amino acids. The transcript has 5 exons. Gene Ontology annotation, cellular component: membrane. Lineage: Eukaryota; Metazoa; Echinodermata; Asteroidea; Forcipulatida; Asteriidae.
AAUCCAGUGAUAUUUUGUUUUUUCCUUUAAAAAACCUUCCACCGUAAACUUGACAAAACAUGUCUGGACAUUUCUUCAAACCCUCCGAAGGAAAUCUAGAAGUGAAUGACACAGAGAUAUAAAUCAAAAACACCUACUGAUUAUCCAGACCGGGAAUAGAUAUAAGUAGAUAUUGUAGACAAGUUUAUGGUCGGUUGCUAUUUAUGCAGAGUUGUUAUUUUUUCCGGUUAUCUUGUCUGUUGCAGUACACUUCCUUGUGGACUUUGGAAGUCGACCUUUGGAAUGAGUGGCAGAGUUACUACCGUAAUUUACAUUCAAGGGUCUCUAUGCAACAGACAUGAUAAGAGUCAUGGCGUUAUUGUUUGUAAGGGAAAUGCAUAUGAGAUACAUAGGAUCCUGUUUUGUCGAUGUCGAUUUUGAUUUGGUGGACCGUUUUAGUUUUAUUUUAGGAUUUCCCACCGCCACCGCAGAGGAAAUUUCAUGGUGUUGAUUGUCAAAAACAGGAAGAGAUUUGGCUGUGAGAAAAGCUCUAAAUGCCUGGAAUUAUCUCUGAAGUUGUCAUUUUAUUGUCUGCAAGUGGUUCUUGGUGUGGUUGAUUGGUCUUUGAUUUGGUGACUAUUUUCAAACGAUGGAUUUGACGACAGCGGUUGGCAUUCUCUGCCUGUGGGCUACCCUAUCACUCCAGACAGCAGUCGAUGGUUCCAGUCAUAUCUGUGACUUUGAAACUCCAGAUAACACGUGUGGCUAUGUUCAGGACAGCACCGAUGAUUUUGAUUGGUCUGUUACCCGGGGGAACACGCCCACAUCUGAGACGGGACCAUCUCAUGACCACACCCUUGGAGUAAACUCCACCGAUGGUCACUACAUGUACAUUGAGACAUCUGCCCCUCGUGCUUGGGACGCUGCCCGCAUCAUCAGUCCAACAUUCCAACCAACUCCGGCAUUCUGUGUCAGCUUCUUCUAUCACAUGCACGGGAAGGACACUGGGCGAUUGACUGUACUCCUACGCCACCAGGGGGAGGUUGCAAUGGAAUCAUUGUGGACAUUGAAGGGGGAACAAGGUGAUGAGUGGAUUGGGGCAGAGGUUGAUGGAAGCUCAGUGUCAGGCUUUGAGAUAUUAUUUGAGGCCCAUAGAGGGGACGGAUUCAAAUCGGAUAUUGCAAUUGAUGACAUCACUGUGACAUCAGAAACAACAUGCAGUGGAAUAGCUGUAACAACACAGCCAGAAACUUCUCCACCCUCUACUCCGACUGAAAACACAUCUUCCCCAGAAACAUCAAAGAAAACACCAGCAUCUUCAAACACGAGCUGGGAGUCUUCAACAAAGAAUUUUGAGUUUCCAUCGAAGAGUUCACCAUUGCCAUUAUCAACAAAGAGUUUGGAGUUCCAUUCAGCGACAGGUUCAUCUCCGACUAUUGAAACACAAUCAGAAGAAGUUGUUCUCCUUGAACCUAUCGACAGUCAACUUAUCAUUGUGAUUCUGGCGGCUGGGUUAACAUUCUGGGGUGUGGUCUUCCUCAUCAUCACCGUGGUGAUUUACAAGAGUAGCCAAUCACAGAGACGUAAGGGUGAGGUGACGUAUAGUGUCAUCGGAUACCCCGCCAAUCAGGGGCUUGAAGUGAUAACUAUUGCACCUGCCGACGACCCGAUGCAUUGUGGAGAUACGUUACCCGAGGAAAAUCUUGGAUUUUAAAUAUUAUUAAGUGAACUUUAAA